Messenger RNA from Vespa mandarinia (Asian giant hornet), 2183 nucleotides. RefSeq lists its product as uncharacterized. NCBI's taxonomy places the organism in Eukaryota, Metazoa, Arthropoda, Insecta, Hymenoptera, Vespidae. The record is from RefSeq and is a predicted model, not a curated record.
UUCAAUAAUCUCUAUCGAUCUUCUAUCAAUAAUCUCUGAUAUUUCCACUUUAUCUCUUUACGAAACGAAUAUUAUAAUAAUUCAUAUUAUAUAAAGAUAAUUUCUUUGAAGACUCGUUAUGAUAUAAUGUGUUAUUUGUGAUGUGAAAGAAGAUUCGAAAAAUGGAUCGCGUGGUUCUUGAUUCUUAAAAGUGAGAGGGAUCAAAGAGGAUAUGACGAAGACGUGAUAAAUGAAAAAAAUCAAAGAAGAAAAAUAAAUGGUGGAGGGGUUCAGAUCGAUAUAAUCAUCAUUGGAAGUGACUAAGAUCGUGAAUGAAUAUCGUAACCACGUGGUUAAUUUCAAUUUUAGCAACUAUUUUAGCAACAAGAAAAGAAAAAUUUUUCAAUUUGCAGUAAAAAGAAAAAGAAGAAAUAGAAGAAAAAGAAAAGGACGUUUCACGAUCGUUAUAGGAUAAAAAUACACGAGAGUUUGUAUGGGCGUAUUUAUAGGAGGGAUAGCUGUGAUGAAAAAUUAAGUAGUUUCAAUUAACAAUGAAGAUUAGAAAUUACGUCGAGAUAUCGUAAAGAUAUCUUUCUCUUUCAGGGAAGAAAGUAAAAAUAAAAAAAGGUAAAGAGGGAGAAAAGUGGCCGUAAUAGAAAAGUUAAAAUUGCAAAUCCUAGGAGUUUCAUCGUCCUAGGUAAAAUUACAGAAGAGGGAAACCUUAAUAAAGAAUCCAAUAAGUUCAAUUACUACUUGGAUUAUAAAUUACGAGAAAAGAGGAGAACGGUGUUCCGAGGUCAGCUCUUUUCUCUUUUCUUUUCUUUUCUUUUUUUUUUUUUUGUUUUUUCUUUUUCUUCUCUUUGAAAGACAAUCGGUCCACGCGAAAGCGUCGUAGAUUUUUCUCCGGACAAAUGUCAAGUGAACGAUGAACCACUCGAGGGUGCAGGUGCGCAAGUGGGCCGCCACUUUGGUAGGUGAAUCGUGCUCCAGGUGCGGAAAGUGUCUGACUAAAAUGCAGCUGAUACUACUGGCGGUGCUACUCUACUCCUCACCGACGACAGGACAGGAUCCAAAAAUAGUGAGAUUGGACGUGCCAACGAUUGCGGAUCCAAGAUGGGAAGAAGUCACCUUACAAUGCGAAUACGAUCUAGGUGGUAAAGAUCUUUAUUCGGUGAAAUGGUUCAAGGAUGAAGUCGAAUUCUUCAGAUUUAUGCCAAGCUCUACUCCAGCUAGCGAAUAUUUUCCCGUCGAAGGCAUAGUCGUGGAUAUUGCUCAAAGUAAUGGACGACAAGUUAAGUUACUGGGACAAUCGAACAAUCGCGGAGAAAGAAUAAAUCUUACCGGAUCUUAUGGAUGCGAGGUGUCUUCGGAGGCUCCGAGUUUUCGUAUGACAUAUGCCGAGGCAAAUAUGAGCGUCGCAGUGCUACCGACAAAACCGCCUGUUCUUGACGGAUUUCGACCUUAUUACGAGAUCGGUGAGAUUCUUGAAGUAGCGUGCACAUCUGGAUUGAGUUACCCAUUAGCAGUGCUAACCUUUAUUCUCAAUGGCAAGGAGGUAGACAGAACGAAAACGACGUAUUUACCAAUUACUGGAUACAACAAAGAGAUCCUGAUAUCAGUCUCACGAUUGAGUUUCUCUUUGCAUUUGGAACGGCAACACUUUCCUGGAGGAACUCUUCACUUGGUCUGUCAAUCUUCCUUACCAGAUAUACCGAACGUACGAGCCUUCAAGACAGAAAAAACUGCUACGUUAGCGGCGAGUAAUCAAAGACUCGCUCAAGAAGCUCCGAAGUCGGCUUCGAGUACAAUUCUCGUCCCUUCGUUCACAAUGCUAUUGUGCUUCCUCCGAAUUAGUUGGAAUUAGCUUGAUUGGUCGAUCGAUCGAUUGUACUUGGUACUUUGAGUUUUAAGAUUGAAAGAUCUAUCGAAACAUUCCCUAAUCGAUCAUUUUUGAUCGAUCCUUGUCUCUACCGUGAUAACUUCUCUCGUUUGUGUCUAAUAUCGUGCUAAUCAAAAUCGAAAUCACGAUGCUUCUUGUUCUUAGUAAUCGUCGCGAAUAUAAUAAUAUUCUCUAUUAAAAAUUAGUGAACCAAAUGAAAAUGUGUUUUAUUUUUAAGGUCGUACGUUUUAUUGAUUCUUUAUACAAAAAUAUGCUAUCGGGGAAAUAAUAAUAAUAAUAAUAAUAAUAAUAAUAAUAAUAAUAA